Molecule: messenger RNA, 643 nt
Organism: Prosopis cineraria
Lineage: Eukaryota; Viridiplantae; Streptophyta; Magnoliopsida; Fabales; Fabaceae
Product: glutaredoxin-C13-like
Exons: 1
Coding region: 73-375 (100 amino acids)
Cellular component (GO): nucleus; cytoplasm
Source: RefSeq, a predicted model, not a curated record
UCAACGUACACACCUAGGUUUCCAUUUUCGAGGUUAAAAUUCUUCGGGGAAACGGAAUAUCAUUGUAAAAAUAUGGAGAAGGUGACGAGGUUGGCGUCGGAAAAAGACGUGGUGAUAUUCAGCAAGAGCUCAUGCUGCUUGUGCUACUCAGUGAAAGUUCUGUUUCAGGAACUGAUGGUGAAGCCUAAGGUGUACGAAAUUGACCAAGACCCUGAAGGCAGAGAAAUGGAGAAAGCUCUCGUGAGUCUGGGCUGUUCCACUCCUGUGCCUGCCGUUUUCAUCGGAGGCAUUUUCGUGGGCUCCACUAACCAAGUCAUGUCCCUCCACCUCAGCGGAACCCUCACCCAGCUCAUUCAACCUUAUAAAUUUGCCUGACCCUUCACAGAAGAUCACUACGUUCACACAACCCACAAAUAUAUAUAUAUAUAUAUAUAUAUUCCUCCUACCAAAAUAAACUCUGUUGAAAAGUCUGUGUAGUGAUCGACGUUCUAGGUAUGAUUAUUAUAUAUGGAUGAAGUGGUCUGUAACAUUUUAGCUAUACUUUAAUCUCUUGGUAUAUUCCAUAUGGAGUUUCUUUUGUAAAUCCUGAAAUUGCACCAUUUAUAUGCAUGUCAAGUGGCCCCACCACUUCGUUCAUGACUUU